Molecule: messenger RNA, 4939 nt
Organism: Branchiostoma floridae (Florida lancelet)
Lineage: Eukaryota; Metazoa; Chordata; Leptocardii; Amphioxiformes; Branchiostomatidae
Product: oxysterols receptor LXR-alpha-like
Exons: 7
Coding region: 148-1959 (603 amino acids)
Biological process (GO): negative regulation of transcription by RNA polymerase II; positive regulation of transcription by RNA polymerase II; cell differentiation
Molecular function (GO): RNA polymerase II cis-regulatory region sequence-specific DNA binding; nuclear receptor activity; zinc ion binding
Source: RefSeq, a predicted model, not a curated record
CCAGAAUUUUGCAGAAUUGGCUUUCUUCAUGGACACAUCUGAUUGCAACUUACAUAUUCAUUAUCCUUUCAUGUCACAAUAAUUUUUAUAAACCAUUUCAUGGAGGUAUGAGGUCUCUCAUUUGAUCUGUUCCCAGCAGCCAGCAACAUGAAUGCACAGGUGUCAGUUGCAACCAUCUUUGAAGACAUGCCAGCCCAGGAUGCCUCAUCUUUUCCUGAGCCUGCUGGAACUGAAGGAGGAGACUGUGUGGUGUGUGGAGACAAGGGGUCUGGCUUCCACUAUGGUGUGUACAGCUGCGAGGGAUGCAAAGGCUUCUUCAGGAGAACUGUGACAAAGGGUUAUGUCAAGGCAUGCAAGUCAGGGAGCAAAUGCAACAUGGACAUGUAUACCCGGAGGAAGUGCCCGGAGUGUCGGCUUCGUUCAUGCAGAGCUGCUGGAAUGAGAUCAGACUGUCUCCUUACCCAGGCUCAGUGCAGGUCAAAGUUCCUCUAUCGAAAAAAUCAGGCACCAAAAUCAGACCAUCCUCUAUCACCAACCAGUCAGGAAGUGCCUGUGCAGUCACCUAUCAAUCAAAGCAGUCCCACAGGUGCACAGCAGCAACAGAACCAAGUUAGUAAUUCUGCCAACCAAUCAGAGACCUCUGGUUCCCCAUCCAGCAGUGCACAGCUUUGUGAAACUGUGUCUGAAGAAAUGUCCUUACCACAAGAAAAUGACAACAGAAGUAGCAGUACUAACUUGCUUGAUGAAAUCAUGUCCUCCUUCAUGGACUUCAGCUCCAAUAAUCCAGUAUUAACUCGUACGGACUCCACUGGCAGUGACGACAUGCUUUCCUUCUUAGCUCUCCUUGCAAACGACACACAGUCAAUUGAUGAGUAUGACCUUGACACAGGAAUAGGGUUGUUUGAUGAAGCAACUACACCUAACCAGAGCAACAGCAUCUUGGAGCAUGCUGAAAACCUGCUGUCCCUUCACAAAGGUGAAGCUAGCUUGGAAGCAAAUGUUUCUGCACCAACCAAAGGGCAAGAUGCAGAGGAUAGAUCUGGAUCUUCCACAAGUGAUAUACAUGCACCUACAGAAAGUGUCAAUCAAACUCCUACCACAUCGGGUCUAAAAGCCACCCUGCAGCUGUCCCAAAACAGUCAGCCAACUGAUGAAGAGCAGGAAACUUCUUCUUCUUCUUCAUCGUGUCAGGAAACUGAUGAGUGUGCAAGAAAUCUUGAAGAGGGUCCAUGGAAGAUUAAGAGAUUUGCAAGGCCCAAUGCUGUACAAAAUCUUUCCCCGGUGUAUCGAGCAAUUAUUUCUGAUAUUGCUGCUUUUAGGAAGAAAAUCUUUGAAAGGGAUCACAAGAUGAUGUGUCGGUUGAUGAAGGAGACCCUGCAAUGUAACAGCAAGAAAGAAAAGCAGGCUCGUUUUGUUGCUCACAUGGGUAGAGUGGUGGAAAAGACUGUUGAAUUUGUCAAGACUAUUCGUUGCUUUCAAGAUCUCUGCAUUGAGGACCAGAUUGAAGUCGUGAAGGCAUCCUUUUUUGAUUGCUGCAUGAUAAGAGUUCCUGUUGUGUUGGCAAACUUAGAUGGUGUUCAAGUCUUACACCGCAUCAUACAUGAAGUGCACACAGAAGUGUUCAAUGCCACGCUGAUGAAGUGGUAUGAAGGAAUGCUGGACCUGAAAAUAGACAUCACCACACUGGACCUCCUGCAGUGUGUGAUAGUGGUGUCUCCUGAUCGGCCAAAUAUCAAAGGACGCGACAUAUUGGAGCAGUCGUAUGCAGAGUACAUCGAGUGUCUGCGUGCUUACUGCAAAGUCGCCUACCCAGAGAACCGCAUGAUGUUUGCACGCCUCCUCAGUAAGCUGACUGAAGUCCGGACUAUUGGUGCAGCCUUUGGAAGAAGCGUCAGCUCUGAGUGUCAGGCCAUCAUUAGAGAACAUCCCCUAGUUUCUGAGAUAUGGAACCAAGACUAAUGUAUAGGAUUAGAAGUGUUGAAUGGUGGGGUUUUACCAGCCCUAUAUUCUAUCUUAUCAUCUCAGCAAACCCAUUCUUAUCUCCUGGGUCCCCAUAUAGUACAUAUACUACAUUAGUUGUUUUUUUACAGUUUCAUACAGAAAACAUGAUUUUCACUAUGCUGCAAAAUUAAAAUGAAUUUAAUUAAUGUGUUGUCAAGUCAAGUUGAAUGUGCUCUGUGUUGUGGAUGAGCAUGAUAGUAUGUAACUGAAAAGACAAAUUUAACUGUAUGGUGCCUUAGACGAGACGUACUGGACAACUCAGUGAAAUUGAUAAUUUUUAAUCCCGGAAUUUCACUCUCAGCUUUGUAAAUAUUCAUGUGUGACAAAUCUGACUAGUAAGAUGUAACAUUAUUUUACAUUUUAACAGACUUGGAGAAGAGUGUGGACAGAUGACAGUCUAUCUCAAGAUGGCCACUUAUGCAAGUGUUGUUUUUUGUUGUAGUUGCUGGUCACAAUCUGCUCAAGAAUGUGACGUGUUCUUUGAUGGCUCGCCUGCAAGGUGUGGUGUUCUGAAUUGAUGUAUCUAGUAUGAUUUGUAUGUAAAUCUGAGUUGUCUGUUAGAAUUUUCUAAGUCCAUGCAGAUAGUUUAGUUUGUUGAUAGUUUGUAUGGGCAGAAGGUGUGGACCUAUAUAUAAGUCAUAGUGCUAUAAUGUGCUGCUGUAGCAGUAUCUCCUUGUGUCAGCCAUCCUGUACACUGGAUAUGGCAGUGUCUAAUAGUUCUUCUUCAUAGCUCCUUUCCCUGAAAUACUGCCAAACUCCUGUCGUUGGAGUAAGUCCGUUGCAUGCUGAAGAGUUGAUUGGAAGAGGUCCCUGGCUUGCAGUGUUUCAGUGGUUACUAAGGAGUCUAUAGGAGUAAGUGGAUUGUUUUUUUUAAGUGUACAGGUCAGUAGUGAUUUCUCUUUCCAGUAGGUUGAAAGAUGACCACUUUCUUCUGAUGUUUAUAUUGAAGAUUUGAAACGAUGCCUUUAUUUGUACAUUUAUACGAUGCAUGUAUUGCGUUUUGACAACUGUGUAAUCUACACAUGUGACUUCUGAAACAGAUUUUUCAACUCUAAUUUGAAUGCAGUGUUAAGUUCAAGAUUCUACACUGACAUUUUAAGUUGACUCUGAAGGUUAGCAUGUUUUUGAUUGGUUGAGUGUGUUUGUUUGUGGACAGCAUAUCACGAGAAUCGCAGUUAUAUCAAAACUUCCUGAAACUCUUAAAGGUACUUGAUAUCGUGCAAGUUAGAAAUAUGCUAAUGAAGUACGUUGUGUCCAAUUACAUAUGAAAUAUGUUAAGCAAGAAACUUCCAGAGAAUUUUUUGUUACGGCUUCAGCAGUUUCUUCUGUUGUGUUGCUGGAUGCAAACUUAUAUGAUUGCUUUGUAUAGAGGAGAGUCCUGACUAAGGAUCAUUUAUAUGUUGCUCUUUAUUGCUCAUGAGAAAUGGCUUUUGCAGAAGCAAAAGUGGAUGAUAACUGGUAGCACACGAUGACUGGUAGCCUUAUACUAACCCUUAGUCCAAGAUUGUUUAACAACGAUAAUGCAAAUUUGCAUUGUACUCUUUUGAUACUUGAUUGGUUACUUUUGGAGAUUGUGGGUUUGGUGUCUAUUGUACAUAAUACAUGUAACACAAUAAUGAGAUAAUGAGCACUAGACCGUCUCAAUAAUGAAUUUGCUGCUACGUUAACUUUGAAAGCUUUCAUACAUUGAAUGACUUAUUCCAGUAGGAAUGCUUGCAACAAGUACAGUAGGGUGCCUUAUAGUGGAACCAUGUAUACGUGGGGAUAGAAUUUAAGUCAAAGACUCCAAAAUGAAAUACCAAAUUUUUUCUAAAGUACACACUUUUUUAAAAUUGAAAAGGUGCCAUAAGUUGUUGCCAAAGUUGGGUGCAUACUUUGAGGUUAUUGCAUGGAUAAAUGAUUUAACAUAACAUAAGAGUGACAUUUGUAUACAAUCCUUAUGAGUUAUUGACUCUAACAUGUUCAGCUGUUUUUUCCAGUUAGAUGUAACCUUACUGUUAGUAGCUGCUUUGUUUUUCCAGUUCAUUCUCAGUGAUUUUGAUAAGUUGCAGCAGGCAAUUCACAAGUUUGUAGAUACAAUGACGGUGGGAUUUAUGCAAAAUAACCUGGGGAAACCAUUGUAAAUUUGAAUUUAUCCAGUUCAAGGUCUGUUCAAAAUUGGUGGAGAAGUUCCUACAAUACAGUAAAAUGUACACAAUGUAUGCUCUUCAUGUAUCUUUACAUUUAUAUGUACAUGACAUUGUAUAAUGUAUGCACCUGACUCUUACAUAUCUGCUUGUAAUGUAACUGUUAUAUAGUUCGAUAUUAGGUAACAUUGUUUUCUUUCAUUCAUUCUAUGACAUAACAUCAACCCUUAUGAUUCUGCUGGGUAUCUUUACACUACCACAUUAGAAGUAAACACAAACACAUUCAGUCACUAUCCAGUUUAUUGUGUUGUUCCCCAUUUAGCUAAGGGUUGAAUGUGCUUGCACCUAAGAUGUUGUCUCUUUAAAGAGAUCUACUAAUACAGCAUCAGUAGUCCCUGAGACAGGCACACUUCAGAUAUCCAGGUGUUCAGUCCAUUCUUAAUAGGCCUCGAUAGCAACAUUUUUCUAUCUAUAUGGUGAUCUUAGGGUAACCAGCAUGAUAAUGAAAGUCAACAUUACAAACAUGUGAAUGAACAUUCCAUUGUAUCAACUUGCUUGUAAUAUUAAUGUUCAACUUUUGAACAGAUUGCUGGCAGCCUUCCUAACUGUAACAUUGCAUCUUUUUAUGAUAUCUCUUCAUUGUCAGGUCUUUAAUGAGUGCCUGCUCAUGUUAUCUUUUUACAAUAUGUUAGUGUAAAGGGUAAGAUUGGUCUGGUGGUGUUGCAUGAUUAACUGUAACCCAUGAAUGAGGAGAUAGCAUUGCUUUGUAAAAAGGGCUGUAGUUUUAAUGGCACAGAUUACAAAUUUCAAAA